AACAAUAGAAGAUGCUAUUUGACAUAUGUAGUGUCUGAGUCGCCAUUAUUCUUUACUUGUGUACUGUUGGAUGAAGCGUAAACCAUGAAGGUUCCUAUAGAGGUUCAAUGCAAGACGUGCGGGCAGGUGUUUUGCUGUGCAAAAUGUCGUCAAAAGCAUGAAGACAACUCCCACCAGGAAAUGAAAGCCAUACGACAGAUUUGCUACAUCUGCAACAAUCGACCGUUCCCGCUGCGAAUUGAUACCAAGAUAACGCCAACUAAUUUACUAGUUCAACACAUCAUGGCCGAACAUUUGCCUUUGCGCUGCAAUCGGUGCUCAAAGGUAUUUCUCACUGCUUCCGACUUUAAGACGCUACCGCGAUGUACACCAUUCGCUGAAAACGAUGCCAACACAAUGGACCAUGUUUGCAGUCUGGAGCGUAGUCCUAAUAUUCCUACCAUCCAGGAAAUUCCCGUGGAAAAUUCCAUUGAAGUGGAGAAUAAGGAAAACAUUGAUGAAAACAACAGAACCGAUACGUUGAAUCAUUCCAAUGCCGACCGUAGCAGCAAAACAAUUCCAGCGACCGCAAUCAAGACCAAAGCAUUGAUCACAACACCGGCCAUUUCGAAAGAGCUGCUCGCAAUAACGGAUCCCAUCGAAGAAAUUGGAGAACCAAACGAGGCCCUGCUGACACCGUUAACCAAAAUUAAUUUAAGAUGGAAACGAAAGAGUCGUCUUAGCUUCGACAGUAUGAAUGCCUCAAAUAACAUUUCCGCGGUCAUUACGUGCGAUGCAGGACAGCUUAGUCCAGGUAAAAAAAUGGCGCGUACUACAUCAACGCCGAUGGUGGGCGCAGUUGUCCCAAAAAUGAAAUGUUCGAACGAAUCGAAUGCUAGUGCAUUGGGGCAAAUGUCCAGCAUUCACAAUAGUGGCAAUGAAUCGGAUUCCCGAAACGACGAUCACACACCAAUCUCACCAACGUCGUAUGAACUGGAGAAAGUUCGGGCUAUUGUCAAAAGCCGAUCCAAGGCAGUUGCCACUCCCCUUCGACAUGUCAUGUCCAAAAGUAUCCAAAGAGCUAUCGCCCAGCAUACCCAUUACUCCAAAAUGUUGGCUCCUGGCACACAGCGCAAAAUGAGUUUCAAUUCAACAGGAAGCAGUGACUCGAAUAGCACCGUUGGAUCUCCAUCUCGGAAAGCACUGGAUCUCAGAACAACUCCUGUAUUGAAGCGGUCCUCCAGUGAAUCGUCCUUUGGAAACCAUAAGAAUGCCAAAAUAUCUUGUCCCUCGAAAGCGCACAGCGAAGAUUCUAGUCUUUACCAGUUGGAUGACGUUAGUAGACCCAUUUCCGAAUAUUUCGAAACUCAUCAAAACGAAGCUUCCCUUGAAAAAACUGACAAUGUGGAUCAGGAAAACCGUGACAAUCACAAAAUCGUUGAGCAAAGCAUGAUUGCUAGCGAGUUUGCGAAACUGAAGGCGUUCCCCAGCUACUACCAGGACACUCCCAAAAUUGCGGGCGCGAUGCUGAAGAAGGCCAUAUCCUUUACAACCCCGGAAAUGACCCGAAUUGGCGAGCAUCAUCUGGAUCCAAAUGAAACCGUUGACGUGUGGGCAACGCCAUGCUCCAUACCACCACGCAGCUUCAGUUGUUCGGCACUGCAAGAUACGGGCCUCAAAUCGUUCUUACAUAAUGGCAACGACACUUCCAAUUCUGACGAUGUUUUUCUACCUCCAACGAGAUUGAAUUCGCACCACAAACUGAAAAAGGAACCCUCAGCGGUAGUUCCCAGUACCGGAAAGCUGUGGACCAUAGUGUCGAACGUUAUUAGGCUUGCAUCACGAACGGAUAUUCGGGAAGAUCUGGGCACCGAUAGCCCCGAAUAUUCCAGUGGCUCCGAUAGCGGAUCCGCUACCUUCUCUUUAAACUUGGCGCAGAAAGCGUCGUCAUUUGCUGGAUUCUUGAGAAAUCGUCUACCAGGGCGACAAACAACCUGUACCUCAUCUGAAUUGGACGAGCCUUCAUCGUUUGACCAGUCGGGAACCAAGCGAAGACGGACCAAUUCCGUCUACACGAGACCUUACGAAACAAUUGGCAAUGCAUCAAUGCGUCCGACUUCGAGCCCGUUGGCCAAGAGAAAGCGCAUUCAAGGAAGGCAACCCAUCGAACGCAUGAGAAAAAACAGUAGCCGCGCGAGCAGUGGAAGCGACGUGUAAGACAAGGGAAUCAGUGGCAAUCCGAUGCGAGUAAGUAACAGUUCAAUUUUACCUUUUUAUUAGAAUCAAUGUAUGAGAUCUAGAGCUAAUAAUAAGUGUCAUAGAAGCACGGUAAGGCGAAGUUUUCUAAAUGUGUAUUCACUUGCUAUUAUCUAUGUAUUGCGUGUACCUAUGUGACAUUUGCUUUAGAGGUGCCAUAAUGUGUCAUCAUAUCGAGUAAAUAAAUAUGAAUAACUUGAAAGAUACAUGAUAACAAGUGGAGAGUUAGGCAGAAUAUCAUGGC
Molecule: messenger RNA, 2479 nt
Organism: Ochlerotatus camptorhynchus
Lineage: Eukaryota; Metazoa; Arthropoda; Insecta; Diptera; Culicidae
Gene: fs(1)Ya
Product: female sterile (1) Young arrest
Exons: 3
Coding region: 85-2196 (703 amino acids)
Source: RefSeq, a predicted model, not a curated record